Messenger RNA from Bufo gargarizans (Asiatic toad), 2362 nucleotides. Its product is annotated as zinc finger MYM-type protein 1-like. The record is from RefSeq and is a predicted model, not a curated record. The transcript is spliced from 6 exons. Lineage: Eukaryota; Metazoa; Chordata; Amphibia; Anura; Bufonidae. Bases 21 to 1265 code for a protein of 414 amino acids. Gene Ontology annotation, molecular function: protein dimerization activity.
GUUAUGAUGGUGCUGCCACCAUGAGUGGAGUAUACUCGGGUGUUCAAACUCGCAUUCAAAAGAAAGAAAGAAAUGCCUUGUACAUUCACUGUGCAGCCCACAACCUUAAUUUAGUUCUACAAGAUGCCGUGAGCCACGUACCUGAGGUGUCAAGAUUUUUUGAGGUGAUACAGAGUUUGUAUGUUUUUUUUGGAGAAAGUAUCACCCGAUGGUCUGUUCUUCAGUCACUAACCACUGAAUCCUCUGUGACCCUAAAAAGACUGUGCCCAACACGAUGGUCAUCCCGUUAUGACUCGCUGCUUGCCCUACGCUUUCGGUUUGUUGAUGUCCUUAAAGCACUGUCUAAAUUAAUAUUGACUUCGACCAAAAGUAAAGAGAGGGAAGAGGCCAGGGUCCUUAGGAAUAAAAUUGAAUCUUUUGAGUUUGUCUUCCUACUUGUUCUACAGAGUAAAGUUCUGGAGCAUAUAAAUGCAAUAUCAAAGGUUCUGCAGUCAGAACAUAUGGAUCUGUGCAAUGCAGCCCAUUUAAUUCAUAAUGCCAUUGAAGCUCUUAGCAGCUACAGGAAGCAAUUUGAAGAUGCUAAAACAACAGCUAUCAAACUUGCUGAGAAGUGGGGAAUUCCUGCAAUGUUUGUAAUUAAAAGAGUGCCCAAAGUAAAGCGCCAUAGUGGGGAGCUAUGUUUGGACGAAAGACUGCAAGACCCAGAGAAGAGAUUUAAAACUACUAUUUUUUAUGCUACUUUAGAUGUAAUAACAUCCCAGUUAUCAAGCAGAUUUGGUAGCAUGAACACUGUAGUUGAAAGAUUUCGGAUCAUUCAGCCACGUGUGCUGGCGACUGAAUCAGAGGAUAACUUGUUUCAAGCUGCACUGCAAUUUCAGCAUUAUUACCAAGAUGACAUAUCUUCCGAUUUCGCAGGGCAAUUGGUUAGUUUUCGGAGCGCACUGCAAAAUGAGAUCUCUGAGCUCCACACAGUUAAAGAUUUGGCACACCUGCUUAUAAUUGACAAUGCUGCUUUGUCAUCUACCCUACCGGAUGUAUGUACAGCUUUAAUACUUUUCCUCACAUUACCAGUGACGGUGGCAUCUGCAGAAAGAUCAUUUUCCAAAUUAUCUCUGAUUAAAAAUUACUUGAGAAACAGCAUGUCACAACAACGGCUUUCUGGCCUUGCCCUUCUAAGCAUUGAGAAUGAAAGAGCAAGAAAACUGGACAUUCCAGCUAUUGUUGACAAAUUUGCUGAGUCUAAAGCGAGACGGCGCAACUUCUAGUAAUAUGUAUUUUGCGUAAGUGAGCAGUUUGUUGGGUACAGGGAGUUAUAUUAUCAAAGUUCAUACUAACCCAGUUCAAUUUAUUCAACUUUGGUUGUACUAAACAGUUAACUAGUUUGGUUCUAUUUUAGCUGCCUUCUUUUUGGUAACAAUGAUGCAGAUUAAUAAACAAUUCUGAUGUUGUUAGACUCUAAAACACAACGACCGCCUUUGAACUAUUUGAAUACAGCACUGGUUUCUGCACAACAAAAGCUUAAUAUCAAAAAGAAGGCAGAUGUUACCAACAUCAAAAAUACUUAACAUAAUUACUAAAUGCUACCAUCUCCUUUCCUACAGUGAGAACAAAUUGGUUCCUUUCUACUUGAUGCCUCCUCGUUGGACCUGGCUGGUUAAUUUUGAUGUUUCAUUUGGAUUUCUGUUCUGGUUGAGAAGCACAACUCGUGCUUAUUCACAAUCAAAUUUUGUGAGAACAAAUUGGUUCCUUUCUACUUGAUGCCUCCUCGUUGGACCUGGCUGGUUAAUUUUGAUGUUUCAUUUGGAUUUCUGUUCUGGUUGAGAAGCACAACUCGUGCUUAUUCACAAUCAAAUUUUGUGAGAACAAAUUGGUUCCUUUCUACUUGAUGCCUCCUCGUUGGACCUGGCUGGUUAAUUUUGAUGUUUCAUUUGGAUUUCUGUUCUGGUUAAGAAGCACAACUCGUGCUUAUUCACAAUCAAAUUUUGUGAGAACAAAUUGGUUCCUUUCUACUUGAUGCCUCCUCGUUGGACCUGGCUGGUUAAUUUUGAUGUUUCAUUUGGAUUUCUGUUCUGGUUAAGAAGCAUGACUCGUUCCUUUUCACAUUCAAAUUUUGUGAGAACAAAUUGGUUCCUUUCUACUUGAUGCCUCCUCGUUGGACCUGGCUGGUUAAUUUUGAUGUUUUAUUUGGAUUUCUGUUCUUGUUAAGAAGCACAACUCGUACUUAUUCACAAUCAAAUUUCAGUGAUUUACCAAGAUAUGGGUCAAGAAGCUUUAUGCCUUAUGUGGAGAAUCUUUGUUCUGGAACGCUUUUAACAUUUUUUUCUAUAUUUUAUAUGGUAACAUUAAAAAAUUAAAACCCCUA